Molecule: messenger RNA, 2796 nt
Organism: Harpegnathos saltator (Jerdon's jumping ant)
Lineage: Eukaryota; Metazoa; Arthropoda; Insecta; Hymenoptera; Formicidae
Gene: Tfb1
Product: transcription factor B1
Exons: 8
Coding region: 347-2026 (559 amino acids)
Biological process (GO): nucleotide-excision repair; DNA-templated transcription
Cellular component (GO): transcription factor TFIIH core complex
Source: RefSeq, a predicted model, not a curated record
UUUAUUUCUAAAUGUAAGAAGUAACUCUUGCUGUACGUAUAUGUGUAUUAAACGUACGACGGACAUGUAAUAAAAAACGACAGGCGAGUCCCGGUACAGGAAGCGGCGCAACGUCGUCACUUGAGCAACAUAGUGGCGUCAGUCGCCGUAGGUCGAUGGUAUUGUUCAUACCGAUGGUCCGUCCGUAGCCGUCCUCGCCGCGCGAUGCGUCCACCAACGUGUGUUUCUGCACAUGGCCGUGCCGCCCGACGGGCCUCUGCACUGCUCCGCGAUUUCUGGCGUUCAGCCACCGGUAAAUGAUUGCGUCUAUUAUUUCUAGAAGAAUCAUAUACUUAAAAUUCAUACCAUGACUACAUCAUCAGAGGAUGUUCUGAUGCAAGUAAGUCAAGUGCGUUACAAAAAAGGAGAUGGUACUUUGUAUGUGAUGAACGAACGAAUAGCAUGGAUGCUUGAUAACAAAGAUACUGUAUCAGUUAGCCAUAAAUAUGGUGAUAUUAAAUUACAAAAGAUAUCACCAGAGGGAAAGUCAAAAAUACAAUUACAGAUGGUGUUACAUGAUGGUACAUCAUCUACAUUUCACUUUGUAAAUAGGAAUGGGCAAGAAGCUCAAAUCAAAGAUCGUGAUGAUGUAAAAGAAUUACUUCAACAGCUAUUACCAAAAUUUAAAAGAAAAGUUAACAAAGAAUUAGAAGAAAAAAACAGAACUUUACAAGAACAUCCUGGGUUACUUCAAUUGUAUCGUGAUCUGGUUAUUACGCAAGUUAUAUCAUCUGAGGAAUUUUGGUCACAAUAUGCUGCCGAAUACACACAAGCCAAAAAGAGCCAACGCCAAGAAAUAGGUGUUAAUAGUGCUUUUUUGGCGGAUAUUAAACCACAGACUGAUGGUUGCAACGGAUUAAAAUAUAAUUUAACUGUUGACGUGAUAGAAUGUAUAUUUAAGACUUACCCAGCCGUUAAAAGGAAACAUCAGGAAAAUGUGCCUCACAAAAUAUCAGAAUCUGAUUUCUGGACAAAAUUCUUUCAGUCACAUUAUUUUCACAGAGAUCGUAUCAAUGCUGGGACCAAAGAUCUUUUUACCGAAUGUGCCAAAAUAGAUGAUCAAGAACUUAAAAAGGACUUGCAGACUGGAAUAAAUGAUCCUUUGUUGGAUAUUACUUCUUUUGAGGAUCAAUCACUGGAUGAAAAUUACGGGAGUGGAUGUAGUAAAUCUGAUAAAACGUCAGGAAAUAUCGUUCAUCAGAGUAUGAUCAAAAGAUUUAACCAACAUAGCAUAAUGGUUUUAAAAGCAAGCACUGCCAAACAGUCUAUGCAAAUUAAUCAGCCACAGUUAAACGGUUCUACACCGUCUGUGAGUAAAGUCUCAAAUAAUCAACCAGGUGAUGGACCAAAGGCUAAAAAGCUUAGGAUACAGGAAAAAAUAAUUUAUGAUGAUCUCGAUACAAGCUGUGACACAAAUACAAAUAAUGAGGCACCACUGAUACUGACACACAUAGAUAGAUAUUUACACGGGCCUGUACCAGGAUUUGGAAAUACAGAGCCAACUUCUGAGGAACUACUUCUUACAUUAAAUCAUUUGAAAAAGGAAGCAUCUGGAUGGGUAUUUGGUAAUACAUUACCACGGCAAGCAGCAACGUCUUUAGUCAGUCCAGCUGCAGCAGUAUCAGCUUUAGGUGAACUAACACCUGGCGGAUCUCUAAUGAAAGGUUUCCGAGAAGAAAGUCUUGGACAAUUAAUACCAAAGGAUUUGGAAAAGGAAUUACGUAAUAUAUACGUAUGUACAUGUGAGCUAUUGAGGCAUUUUUGGCGAAGUUUUCCACCAACAACGCCACAACUGGAAGAGAAAGCGAUCAGAAUGCAUGAAGCUUUGCAUAGAUUUCAUUCUGCUAAGCUCAAACCCUUUGAGGAUCGCGUGCAAAGAGAGUUCUCUGCGGUUAGUCAACACUUAACAAGUCAUCUCAAUCAAUUACUAAAUACUGCAUACAGAAAGUUUGCAGUAUGGCAACAGCGAAAAAUGCAAAUGAGGUAGCCAUUCGUUAAAAUUCCUUAAAAGCAAAGACAUAAGUAAAGCAGAGCAAUAUUGGUCAUCUCUAUGCGUACUGCAUUUUGUAAUGUUACCGUAAUUAGAUAUUAAUAUGAAUGUAUUUUAUAAAAAAAGGUAAAAAACCAAAGCUACGUCAGGUCAUGCGUCCUGUUCUGCCACAUGUAUCGUUUAUUUAUUAUUAGAGCUGCUUGUAACUGUUUCUGAACUAUUUGUGCAAAUUUAUUAUUCAAAUUUAAUCACAACCGAUAAUGUCAAUUGAAAAUCAUUUCUAUGAUACAUGUAGUUUGUAAUUUAUUUAUUUACUUCUAGCAAAACUAUAUAGGAUAAGACACUUAAAACCGGUCAUUUUAGUAACUUCUUUUUAUUUUUAGCGAUAGGAAUAAAUACUUUAGAUGAAAUCUGUUCAGUUUCAUAAGGGAUGUAUGGUGAUGACAUUGUUUUGAUUAUAGAUCAAAUAGUGAAUGAAGUUCCAAAGUCACCAAAUUUUUCUUUAAUAAAAUGCUUAUAUUUAUUUUACCUUUUAUUUUCUAAUAAAGCAUUUUACCGAUGCAUACUUUAAAGUAUGCAUAUUCGGUAUGCAAAAUACUGCAUUUUGAAUCUUAUGACAAAAUAAGUUUCUAUAUGCCUUCUCAUGCCUUUAUUAAUGUUGACAUUUUAAUGUUUGUUUACAUUUUGUAAUAUGCUUGAUAACGUAUGAAUUAUUUUAGAGCAUACAUUUGCUCAAAAUCACUUUUGAACAUUUUUAAUGACAUGUA